GUGUGUUGAAACGAAAUCGCACGAAGUACAAAGUAAAAGAAAAACCCAUAACUCUUGACUAAUAUGCUGCAUCAAGCGGUAGCAGUAAUAGCCAAAAAAUGGCAGAACAAAUUUUAACGAAUUAAUAAUUAAAACAAAAUAUAAAGCUGCCGCCAAGUGAAAAUCCAACAGCAUCUCUAGAAUUAAACAUACAUAUGUAUGUAUGGAAAAAAUAUGAAUAAGCCGAAAAAUUAAAUAACUUAAAGUGAAUAAAAGUAACGACGCGACUACCACAAAAAGUAGAAGUAGAGGCAGAAUUACAGAAAUAACAACAACAACCACAACGGCGAAUUGAAGAAACAGCGGCGUCUGCCAUAAAUGAAGGAAAAGCAGCGACGAUCGUAUUCGUCGUCGCUGCGACGCGUCAGCAGUACAACAACAGCACCAAAAACAUCAAAACGAACAGCAGCAGCAGCGUGGUCUAAAAUGCCGUCGUCGUCGUUGUCAUCGUCGACGUCGCUGCUGCUGCUGCUGCUCAGCAUUGCCGGAUUCAACUUGGACAGCUGCUCAUGUUACGCGGACGCUGUUCCGCAGCUACAACAGCAUCAUCUACCGCCCCAACAACAACAACAGCAGCAGCAACAGCAACGACAACAGCAGCAACAACUACAAGCUCCACGUUUUAUAACACAUCCCUCAUCAGCAGGCCCUAUUGUUAACGAAGGACGCACGAAAAUUUUAGAAUGUUGUGCACUGGGUUACCCACAGCCCACAUAUCGCUGGCUCAAGGAUGGCGAACCCGUUAGCGAUAACUCAUCCAGUCCAUAUUAUCGCAUCCACAACACAAGACGCGAGGAUGCCGGCAGCUAUCAGUGCAUUGCCAAGAACGAUGCUGGCUCCAUAUUCAGUGAAAAAAUUGAUAUUGUUGUUGCCUACAUGGGCACAUUUCAGAACACAACCGAAGGACACAUGACCGUCGUAAGUGGUCAUCCAGCCAUAUUUGAUGUGCCAGCGAUUGAAUCUGUACCCAAACCAUCUGUGUCUUGGCAAACGGAAGAUGGGGAGCUAAACUAUGACAUCAAGUAUGCCUUUACGUCGGCCGAUCAACUGAUCAUAUUGAGCGUCGAUGAACUCGAUCGGAAGGCAUAUCGAGCACGUGCCAUUAACACGCAACUGGGCAAGGAUGAGCUCAGCGCGUAUGUGCAUUUGAAUGUGAGUGGCGAUCCGUACGUGGAGGUGGCGCCUGAAAUUAUUGUGCGACCACAAAAUCUGAAGCUGAGACGCGGCGAAGCAGUCGCCGAGUUGCAGUGCAUUGCCAAUGCCCGACCCUUGCACGAGCUAGAAACGCUCUGGCUCAAGGAUGGACUAGCCAUUAAAGAUGCCGGCGUAUCCCACAUGCUCAACGAUCCGUGGAAUCGCACCCUCACCCUUCUGCAGGUCAACAGUUCCCAUGCCGGCGAAUACGAGUGCCAGGUGCGAUUGCGCAGUGGGGGCUACAAGACCGUGAACGCCAAGGCGCAAGUGGAAAUUGUAGAGCCGCCCAUCUUCUUUACGCCCAUGCGGGGCGAGACUUACGGCGAGUUCGGGGCGCAGGUAACGCUGCCUUGCGAUGUAAUCGGGGAACCCACACCCCGAGUGCAAUGGUAUCGCAAUGCCGAGCGGGUGGAUGCGCAAGUUCAGAGUGGCAGCUAUGCCCUGAAUGCGGAUAAUACAUUGGUGAUUAAAAAACUGACGCUCGACGAUGCGGCCAUGUUUCAAUGCCUGGCUACUAAUGAGGUGGGAGAGCGAUCGGCGUAUACCUGGCUGCGUGUAAAAACGUCGGCACCUGUCUUGGAGCAACCGCCACAGAAUGUAACGGCACUGGAUGGAAAGGACGCGACCAUUUCAUGUCGUGCCGUGGGCGCCCCCAAUCCAAACAUAACCUGGAUUUACAACGAAACGCAACUUGUUGAGAUAUCGAGCCGUGUGCAGAUACUCGAAUCCGGUGAUUUACUCAUUUCGAAUAUACGAGCCACGGAUGCGGGCCUCUACAUUUGUGUGCGUGCCAACGAGGCUGGCAGUGUUAAGGGCGAGGCCUAUUUGGGCGUUCUAGUGCGCACACAAAUCAUUCAACCACCAGUGGAUACCACCGUGCUGCUUGGGGUAACCGCAUCGCUGCAGUGCAAAGUGUCCAGUGACCCGAGCGUGUCGUACAACAUCGACUGGUAUCGAGAGGGCCAGUCGGCGCCGAUUAGCAACUCCCAGCGCAUUGGUGUGCAGGCGGAUGGCCAGUUGGAGAUACAGGCGGUGAGGGCAAGCGAUGUGGGCACCUAUACGUGCGUGGUCACCUCUUCGGGGGGCAACGAGACGCGCUCCGCACGUCUCAGUGUCAUCGAGUUGCCCUUUGCCCCCACAAAUGUCAAGGUGGAGCGUCUCGCCGAACCGCAUCAACGCACCAUAAACGUGUCCUGGACACCUGGUUUCGAUGGCAACAGUCCGAUUGCAAAGUUCAUUAUCCAGCGGCGUGAGGUUUCCGAAUUGGAAAAAUUCGUAGGUCCAGUUCCAGAUCCCCUGCUCAACUGGAUCACGGAGCUGAGCAAUGUCUCUGCCGAUCAGCGUUGGAUUUUGCUGGAGAACCUCAAGGCGGCUACUGUCUAUCAGUUUCGUGUCAGCGCUGUAAAUGGCGUUGGCGAGGGCACACCAUCGGAUCCCAGCAAUGUGGUUGAGUUGCCACAAGAAGAGUUUCCGCUUCAUCGAGCACCAUCGGGUCCACCUGUUGGCUUCGUUGGUUCCGCUCGCUCCAUGUCCGAGAUCAUAACCCAGUGGCAACCGCCGCUGGAGGAGCACCGAAACGGACAAAUACUGGGCUAUAUAUUGCGUUAUCGCCUCUUUGGCUACAAUAAUGUACCUUGGUCGUACCAGAAUAUUACCAACGAGGCCCAACGCAAUUUCCUCAUUCAAGAGCUGAUCACUUGGAAGGACUAUAUUGUGCAAAUUGCGGCCUACAACAACAUGGGUGUCGGUGUAUACACAGACGGCUCCAAAAUCAAGACCAAAGAAGGUGUACCCGAGGCACCGCCCACACAACUCAAGGUGCAGGCCCUGAACUCGACGGCGGCGCGUAUUAGUUGGACGCCUCCUAAUCCACAACAGAUCAAUGGUAUCAAUCAGGGCUAUAAGAUACAGGCGUGGCAGCAGCGCUACAUCGAAGGGGAACCACGCGACGUUGAGAAGCGCAUGAUAACGGUACCGCCCAGUCUCAUCGAUCCUCUGGCCGAGCAAACAGCCAUCCUCAAUGGACUAGACAAAUUUGCUGAAUACAACAUCACAGUAUUGUGCUUUACCGAUCCCGGCGACGGUGUGGCCAGCAGCAAAGUCUAUGUGAAAACCAAAGAGGAUGUCCCCGAUGAAAUAACCGCACUGCACUUCGAUGAGGUGUCCGAUCGGUCUGUCAAGGUGCUCUGGGCACCGCCAAAGAACCUUAAUGGCAUACUCACCGGUUACAUGGUGCGCUAUCAAGUCAAAGAUCGUCCGGAGACAAUGAAGUCGAUCAAUUUGACGGCCGAAGACACACAGCUGACGGUCACACAACUGCAGGCGACAACGCACUAUUGGUUUGAAAUACGUGCAAAGUCGCGCAUUGGUUACGGGCCCCCGAAGACGGCAACCAUACAAUCAGGCGUCGAACCAGUACUUCCACAUGCACCCACCAACCUGGCACUCUCAAACAUUGAGGCAUUUUCCGUGGUGCUGCAAUUUACGCCCGGCUUCGAUGGCAACUCGUCCAUAACCAAGUGGAAGGUCGAGGCUCAGACCGCUCGGAACAUGACCUGGUUCACCAUAUGCGAGAUUAGUGAUCCCGAUGCAGAGACUCUCACCGUGACAGGUCUUAUGCCAUUCACACAGUAUCGCUUGCGAUUGAGUGCCACCAAUGUUGUAGGAUCCUCGAAGCCUUCGGAAGCCACCAAAGAUUUCCAGACCAUUCAGGCCCGUCCCAUGCACGCCCCCUUCAAUGUGACCGUGCGCGCCAUGAGUGCCCAGCAGUUGCGCGUGCGCUGGAUUCCAUUGCAGCAAACCGAGUGGUUCGGCAACCCGCGAGGCUACAACAUCACUUAUCGCCAGAUGGAGCGCACGACCCUCAAGACUGCAGCACGCAGUGUGCUCAUCGAGGAUCACACAGCCAACUCGCAUGUGUUGGAGGGCCUGGAGGAGUGGACUGUCUACGAAGUGCUCAUGAAUGCCUGCAACGAUGUCGGCUGCUCACGUGAUAGUGUCACGGCAGUGGAGCGCACGCGUGAAGCCACACCAUCCUACGGACCACUCGAUGUCCAGGCGAAUGCCACCUCAUCGACGACCGUUGUGGUUCGUUGGGGAGAAGUGCCGCGCCAGCAUCGCAAUGGACAGAUCGACGGCUUCAAAGUGUUCUAUGUGGCCACCGAUCGUGGCGGCCAGGUCCUGCAUAAGACCAUACCAAAUAACAGCUCCUUUACAACCACUUUGACGGAGCUGAAGAAAUUUGUUGUCUACCACGUUCAAGUGCUGGCCUACACACGUCUUGGGGAUGGUGCUCUCAGCACACCGCCCAUUAGGGUCCAAACCUUUGAGGAUACACCAGGCGCACCAUCCAAUGUUAGUUUUCCUGAUGUCACGUUCUCGAUGGCACGCAUCAUCUGGGAUGUGCCAGAAGAUCCGAAUGGGGAAAUAAUGGCCUAUCAGGUUACCUACACUCUGAACGGAAGCUCCAAUUUAAAUUAUAGUCGUGAGUUCCCACCCUCGGAUCGAACAUUUCGAGCCACUCAGCUGUUGGCUGAGCGCUACUACAGCUUUAGCGUGACAGCACAAACGCGCCUGGGUUGGGGCAAGACAGCCACCGUUUUGGUCUACACAACGAACAAUCGCGAGCGGCCUCAAUCGCCCUCCAUGCCACAGGUGUCACGCAGUCAGAUACAAGCCCAUCAGAUAACAUUCAGCUGGACGCCGGGACGCGAUGGUUAUGCGCCAUUGCGCUACUACACUGUGCAAAUGCGUGAAAACGAAGGACCUUGGUUGCCGCUACCGGAGCGUGUGGAUCCCGCAUUGACCUCGUACACGGCACAGGGUCUGCGUCCCCAUACCACCUAUCAGUUUCGCAUACAGGCCACCAACGACCUGGGACCCUCGGCGUUCAGUCGUGAGAGCAUUGUAGUGCGCACGCUUCCCGCAGCACCCGCUGUGGGUGUUACUGGUCUGAAAGUGGUGCCCAUUACUACCACAUCGGUGCGUGUGCACUGGAACGCCCUAGAGACGGGCAUGUGGAAUGGAGAUGCAGCCACAGGCGGCUACCGAAUACUCUAUCAACAACUAUCAGACUUCCCCACGGCGCUGCAAUCUACGCCCAAAACAGAUGUGAUGGGCAUAAAUGUGAACAGUGUGGUGCUUUCGGACUUGCAGCAGGAUCGUAAUUAUGAGAUUGUUGUGCUCCCCUUCAACUCCCAGGGACCGGGUCCGGCGACGCCACCAGCAGCUGUUUAUGUGGGUGAGGCAGUACCAACCGGUGAGCCGCGUGCGGUGGAUGCAGCGCCCAUAUCCAGCACCGAAGUGCGCCUGCGUUGGAAACCUCCAAAGCAGAGCAUGCAAAACGGCGAUAUAUUGGGCUAUAAGAUCUUCUAUCUCGUAACCGAAUCACCGCAGGUGUUGGAGGAGGGACGCAAAUGGGAGGAAGAAAUUGAGGUUGUCUCUGCGACAGCCACAUCGCAUAGCUUAGUUUUCUUGGACAAAUUCACCGAAUAUCGCAUACAGCUAUUGGCCUUCAAUCCGGCCGGCGAUGGACCGCGUUCGUCUCCCAUAACGGUCAAGACUCUCCAGGGUGUGCCAAGUGCGCCGCUUAAUUUGCGCUUCAGUGACAUCACCAUGCAAAGCCUAGAGGUCACUUGGGAUCCGCCCAAGUUCCUCAAUGGUGAAAUACUUGGCUACUUGGUCACUUACGAGACGACAGAGGAGAAUGAGAAGUUCAGCAAGCAGGUGAAGCAAAAGGUCUCCAACACAACACUGCGCGUUCAAAAUCUGGAGGAGGAAGUAACCUACACAUUCACCGUGCGGGCCCAGACCAUCGACUAUGGCCCGGCGGUGAGCGAAAAUGUUACCACUGGACCGCAGUUUGGCUCACCGGUGGCUCCUCGCGAUCUGAUACUCACCAAGACACUGUCAAGCGUGGAAAUGCAUUGGAUCAAUGGACCGUCAGGUCAUGGCCCUAUUUUGGGUUAUCUUAUUGAGGCCAAGAAGCGCGAAAAAGGAGAACCCUCAUUUAUUUACGAUUCCCGCUGGACCAAAAUCGAAAAAACUAAGAAAGGCACCAUGCAGGACUUCACAGUUAGCUACCACAUACUGAUGCCCUCCACCGCCUACACAUUCCGUGUGAUUGCGUACAACCGAUUCGGCAUUUCUUAUCCGGUGUACUCCAAGGACUCCAUACUGACACCAUCCAAGCUCCACUUGGAGUACGGUUAUCUGCAGCACAAGCCCUUCUACAGGCAAACCUGGUUCAUGGUGGCACUCGCUGCCACUUCCAUUGUCAUCAUAGUUAUGGUCAUCGCCGUCCUCUGUGUGAAGAGCAAGAGCUACAAGUACAAACAGGAGGCACAAAAGACGCUGGAGGAGUCCAUGGCCAUGUCCAUUGAUGAGCGUCAGGAGUUAGCUCUGGAGCUGUAUCGGUCGCGGCACGGCGUCGGCACAGGAACCCUCAACAGUGUGGGAACACUAAGGAGCGGCACGCUCGGCACCCUGGGACGCAAGUCAACUAAUCGGCCGCCCACCAAUAUGCAGCUGGGAAAGAGCCCGCCACGCCCAUCGCCCGCAUCAGUGGCCUAUCACAGCGAUGAGGAGAGUCUCAAGUGCUACGAUGAGAAUCCCGAUGACAGCAGCGUGACCGAGAAGCCAUCCGAGGUGAGCAGCUCGGAGGCCUCACAGCACUCGGAGAGCGAGAACGAGAGCGUGCGCUCCGAUCCGCAUUCAUUUGUCAAUCACUACGCUAAUGUGAAUGACUCGCUGCGACAGUCGUGGAAGAAGACCAAACCGGUCCGUAACUACUCCAGCUAUACUGACUCCGAGCCGGAGGGCAGUGCAGUGAUGAGCCUCAAUGGUGGUCAGAUUAUUGUCAAUAAUAUGGCCAGAUCGAGAGCACCACUGCCCGGCUUCUCGUCAUUUGUCUGACAAUCAACCGAGUUCUAAGAUCUAAGCAACAGUAGCAGCAGUACCGUCAUCAGAGAGACAUUCGUCUGAGAGGCGCCACAGGCAAUCCAGCAGAAAGAGCCAGCGAGAGAGCGAGGACAGUAGCAGAAGGACAUAGAAGAGAGAAAUUAGAAUGGAAAGAGAUUGUUAACGGGGGGCGGUCAGGGUAACAUAUCAGGCGAAAAGUGAUGAUGCUCUGCAGCUGCUGUUUGUGGCGCGUCUGGAUGGAAUGUGUUUGUGUUGCUGGUGCGCUGCUAUAUGGAUAUAUAUACAUAUAUAGUUGUAGUAGUUAUCCCCUAAACAUAAUUUUUUUUUUAUUAGGAUCAAAAACGAGAGAUCUGAGAUUUACAAGCAUUUCUUGUAUCCAUUUAGUUGUACAAAUUCGCAAACGAUAUACUUUUUUUUUAACAUUUGUUCAAUUAAUAACUUAUUACAUGAGUGCUAAGUGAGUGUACGUGGGAGUAUAAGUGUGAGUGUAAGUGUGAGUGUGACUGUGUGUGUGUGUAUGUCUGUCUGUCUAUCUGUGCGUCGUCUGUUUUCACCAAUUCUGGAACGUGCUCUUUUCAUUUUCAACCUGCUGGCCACAUUACAAAGCAAAAACUUGUGAUAACAAUAAUGUUUGCUUACAAUUUAAGCAACUCUUUUCUCUCUCUCUCUCUCUCUCUCUGUUUUUUGGCCCCCCACUCACUACCAACUUCAUGUUUGAUUCCAUUGAGCAGGCGUCGCCAACCUUUCGAAGAGUGUUAGUUUGUUUUGUGUGAGUGCGUGUGUGUGCGUGCGAGUGUGAGUGUGUGUGAGUAUGGUGUGUGCCUGUAGAUGUGUUUGUUUGCAUUAUAGCUUGCGCAAUCUCAUUAUAUUUAAUUUCUCUUAUAACGAUGACGACAACAAACUCGCAUACGCGUAACUGUUACAAGUGUAAGAAUUUUAAAAUUUAAUUUCAAAUAAUUGUGUGAGUGUGUUUGAUUUUCCAAAAGAAAACUUGUGCUUUAUUCUACUGGCACUCUCUAGAUAAGGUCCUGAAAGGGAUAUUAAAGAGGAUGGGAAGCGAAGUGAAGAAACGUUAUCAGCUGAUGCAAUCAGCUGACGACAGCUGAUGGGGAGAAGAAACAGCAAAACAAAACAAAGGAAAAGAAAUGAAAAAACAAAAAGCAUAUCUAAAACAUAAGCCUCUUCUUAAGCUGUAACUAUUUACUAUUUACUGUGUAUGUGCAUUGAAACUUACUUUUUGGAAUGCUUUUAUUGUAUUCAAUAAUACUACGUGUGUGUUCUAACAUAUAUAUGUGUAUACAUACUAUAUAUGUAUGAUUAAUAAUAAAUAUAUAGGCCAUAUUAAUGCAAUUUCUAGCACAUAAGCAGCAAAACAAAAAUUAAACGAAAUGAAAUGCAUUCAAUUUUUUUCUCAUACACAAAUUAAGCGGCAAACAAAUGCAUGCAGAUCUUAGCAGCACUAAGCCAGAUGGUAUUUAUAUACCGUAUAGUCUAAGCGAUAUACAUAAAUAUAGAAGAAUCCAUGGAUGGAUGAAUGCGAUCAGCGAUCUGCGAUCCGCGAUUAGCGAUGCAAAGAGCAAAGCAACAAGAUUAUGAAGAUAAGAAGAUGAUGAUGAUGAAGAAGAAGAAGAAGAAGCAGUAUGCGCAAACUAAACAUACUUUAAAAUGUAAUUCUUAAUUGUUAAACGAAUUGAAUUGAUAUGUAAUUGUCUGAGCUACAAUUUGUACAUGUAUUUAUAUCUAUUAACUUCAAUGACUGAUUAUAUAUUUUUUCUUGAU
Molecule: messenger RNA, 8931 nt
Organism: Scaptodrosophila lebanonensis
Lineage: Eukaryota; Metazoa; Arthropoda; Insecta; Diptera; Drosophilidae
Gene: sdk
Product: protein sidekick
Exons: 17
Coding region: 358-7146 (2262 amino acids)
Biological process (GO): cell-cell adhesion
Molecular function (GO): protein binding
Source: RefSeq, a predicted model, not a curated record